This is a messenger RNA of Rhincodon typus (whale shark), 3683 nucleotides long. It is a transcript of the gene hmga2, whose product is annotated as high mobility group AT-hook 2. The coding region runs from base 604 to 927 and encodes 107 amino acids. Gene Ontology annotation, molecular function: transcription coregulator activity; DNA binding. The record is from RefSeq and is a predicted model, not a curated record. Gene Ontology annotation, biological process: regulation of DNA-templated transcription. NCBI's taxonomy places the organism in Eukaryota, Metazoa, Chordata, Chondrichthyes, Orectolobiformes, Rhincodontidae. Gene Ontology annotation, cellular component: nucleus; chromatin. The transcript has 5 exons.
CUCAACCCCAUCUUCCCCUCCCCCCUCCCCCAGCUUCUUUAUUCCAACCAGGGGGAAAGGUGUUUUUUCCUAAAAAAAACUCAUUUUCAUCUCGAGGGCUGGACAGGAAUAAUAGACCCCAGUAACUCCUUUCCUUUAAUUGAAACUCCUUUACACCGGCUGCUGUCUCUCUCUCUCUCCCUUCCGUGUGUUGGUUUAUAUAAAUUAUGGUCAUUAUUUGUAAACUUGGCAGCAAACUGCAGUGCCCCUAUUUCAUUCCCGGUAGAUUAUAACUGGCUCGGUUCAUUCCUAACUCCAACUCAAAUUACGACGACAGAAGGGUAUUUAAAAACAAAGCAACAACAACAACAACAACAACAACGAGAGGAAAAAAAACUAACAGCGGUACCCACUGCAAGAACUAGUGCAUCUUUUUUUUGUAGCAUCCUGGAAUUUGUUGCCCUAGUUUCCCCCCCACCCCAACACUACCGCCCCCCUCACCAUUCCCUGCCUCCAUUUCUUUUUUUUUUGCCUCCUCCUCAUCACAUUCAACACCAGGACGUCCGGUGUUUCUGCUUCUUGGUGUUAACCUGUUGGAAAGAGUUAGAAGUGUCAGAAGCCACAAUGAGCACAGGAGGUGAAGGACCGAGUCAGUCCCCGACUCCCCCGGAACAACCUGCAGAGACACCGCAGAAGAGAGGUCGGGGAAGACCCAAGAAACAGCAGCAAGAACCGACUGGACCACCUACGCCUAAACGACCUAGGGGAAGACCAAAAGGAAGCAAAAACAAGGGUCCCUCUAAAGCAGCUCAAAAGAAAGCUGAGCCCGCUGGUGAGAAACGACCUAGGGGCAGACCUAGAAAAUGGCCACAGCAAGAGGUCCAGAAGAAGCCUGCUCAGGAAGAGGGUGAAGGGACAUCCUCACAAGAAUCCACGGAGGAAGAUUAAGAAACCACACUAUUUUACUUCUACCUCAUUCAGCAGUUGGGUCUUUUGAAGGGAGAAGACACUACCUUGACCACUUUUUUUUUUCCCAGUUAACAUUGGUCUGUCCACUUUAUUCUGGGGAGAAACGCAUCCUCUGAAAGACUUUUUACUAUCCACCUUUUUGUAAUCCCUUCACAGUCCCAGGUUUAAUGAUGAUAAAAACUGCUGUAACACAGGGGACACAGAUUAUUGAUACAACGUUUAAUUACCAUUUUUCUUUUUUAAUUCUUAACAUACUUAUAGUUUAUUGAGCUGCUAAGUAAGGGUGAGUGGGUCAAAAAAGAGAGUUUUAUUUUUCACUGCAAUGCACAAAAUAAUGCAAGAGGAAAACAUCAGAUACAUUGCACAUAAUAUGGGCAUUUUAUGAGAAGCAGCUUUUCUGUUUAAAAAUGAAUGAGCUUUAACAGCACCAACACCCACCCCUUGACUUAGUAUACAGCCUGGAUAGAACACCAAAGAUGAGGGCUAGGCACUGCUCUUCUAGAAACCUUUUAGUAGACUUCUUCUUUUUUGUUAAAUUGAUUUUCACUUACUCUUAAUUUCAAGAAGACUCCUAGGGCUGAUUUUUUUUUAAAAUAUAUAUUUAAUUCUGCUGUUAACUCAACACCUAAAAAAAUAUAUUCAUUAACUGAAGGGAAGGAUGAAAGAUUGACAUUUUAUUUUACAGGUCCGUAGGGAUACAAACAGAAAUCAAGAAAUUCCACUUCAGUGUAAGUCACUGAAACUUGGAAAGGGAACUGAUUUUCCUCAUCAGUCAGCCAAUAAGAACCACAUAUAAAGGUGACUUCACCUCUGAUGCACUGCCAUGUGGAUGGAUCGAGCAAACUCAUUUCUUGAUUUUUGGGAACACACGCUGUGUAACUGAUCUUCAAAUCAUUCCUCCUCCAUCCAAUCAAUCCAUAUGAAUACUCAGUUAAACCAGCACUUUUAGUGACAGUUGCAAUAUUACCCCAUUAUCUGUAACUACCUCUGAUUAAAUCAAUUAGUUUGACAGUCUCUCGGGUGCAUGCUGCUAUACACAUACAAUGCAGGAUAAUUUUUUUCGGUUGAAUGGACGGUUAAACACUGAUACCUGAAUUUAGUUUAAAUUCAUUUUACUUUUUACAGUCUAAAUAUUGAAAGAGGAGACAAGAAUACCUGAUAGCAUUUCUAUAUUGCCAUAUAAUUGAAUUUUACAAGUUAUUCAAUCCCAGUUUGUACAACUCAUUUUCUGUACAUACUUUUAACUUGAAUGCAAUUUUCUUUUUUACUGAAUUACUCAAUGAUUUUAACAGAUUUUUUCUUAUGUUACAAUUAAUAACGUGGAAAUGUUUCUAUUGCUUUGACUUUUCAUUUUUGUCAGUAAUGUUUGAAAUUUAACUGUCCAGGUUUGUACCUCAAAUGAAUUCAAGGAAAAUGGAUUAAUCAAUUGACCAAAACCUACCUCCUGACAUUAAAAAAGAAAUGAACUUGUUACUAUCAACAUCACUUUUAAAAUAUUAUUAAAAUUUUAGGACUGCAACUAAUCCCUAAUCAAAGUAUUUUUGUAAAAAAAAAACGAAAAAAAAAACCUUGGAUACAAAAGCAUUUUAAAUUACUUUCUAUUCUGAAACCUUCAAAGCAAACUUGAAGCUUUGUAAGUAGGAAGCAACAAGCUCAGUUUUUUGUAUAAUUCAAUCAAGAAUAAGUGUUUAAAUUAGUAGAUUGUAAGAAACAUACUUGAUUCAUAUUUUCAUGUAUUUUACACAAAUGUGAUUUUUCUCUUUUUCAUUUUGUAAUGUUUCAACCAGAUGUAUUUUUAAAAUGCUUCUUAUGUAGAGUUUUAUCUUGCUUUCUGCUUGUCAAUAUUGCUACUUUUAACAUUUAUUAGGCCAGGGAGAUGGGGAGGGUGUAGUUUCUCAGGAGAAUCUCUGACAGUAAGGCUUUAGUGUUGAGCCAAAGUACAACCAAAGCUGAUUCCUUCUGGCUUCCAUCAGAAUUUGUAAAACCUUGACAUACUCUCAGCUGCCUCUUCAGACAAUAUGGUGCAUAUCCAUCUGUACAUUGAAAGCUGAGGUACUAACCAGUUGCAUUUUUGCCAAAUUUGCUUUUUCAAUUGUAUCUUCCAACAAAGACUGCCUUAUGUUUUAUUUUUAAAAAAAUACAUAUUGUGAUUUGUUUAAAAUAUCAUUCCAUGAAUUUUGAUUUAAGAGAACCUUCUGAAAUUUGUUUUGGUCUAAUGCAUGUUAAGGAAGCCUUUGGUUACUUGUUGGACAUUUCACUUUGCAAAGCCUCUCAAAUGAUGAUGUUUAUCAUGUAUUUCUCUGUACGUUGAACAAUCAAUUACACACUACUACCUCUUGGGGCCUACUGUUACCUCAAUUUCAAGCUGAAAACCUGUUCAAUUGUUUAUGGCCAGUAGACCAGAGUGAGCAUCAUAAAUUUUUUUAUACAUAGUUUAUUUUUUUGGGAGAUAAAUUUUAUAUGACUGUUCUCUCCUGACUGGUCACCUCAAAAUAAGACUGGACAUUUAACUAUUCCGCUAUUUUACAAAUUGUAGUCUUGGUUUGCAGGGAGAGUCGGAAAACGUAAGACGACAAAUCCUACUCUCCGUGUACCAUGAAUGUCUAACUUUAUUGCUUUGCUAUUCACUUAGCGAAACUGUCUGAUUGUACUUGGAAAUGCUUGCUUGCUGAAAAGGUUCCUUUCAUGGAUUAUCACUGUCUGUUCAGCACAAAUAAAUGUAAGAACCUCUGUGA